AUGAUGUUCAACACCAACGAUAUCGUCCGUUGGCGAGAUGACGGAUCACUGGAGACCUUUGGCCGAGGUGACGAUCAAGUUAAGGUUAAAGUCAGUGACGAGACAAACUCGCUCUGUAUAAAGACUGACCUUGAACAGGGCUUCAGGGUGGAACUGGACGGUGUAUCGGCUACCAUUGAAACAUACGAUGGUGUCUCAAGAGCCGCAGCGUUGAAGAUCGAAAACGAGCUCCAUGCUUUCUACGCUACGACGAGGACCAUUGAAGAAGAAGCUUUACUGACAUCUGUCAAACUUGCGCUACCAUACUAUUCAGUACCAACCUGUUGGCACCUCGUUCAUGAUAUACCUCUCACGGCCAACGGAAAAGUCGAUAGGAUCAAACUUCGCGAUCUGGCGUCCGACCGUCGAACUAGUGCUGAUUCUGGUGUUGUCAUAUCGGAACAAGAACCGCACCAGCCAUUGCCCGCCUCUCCAAAACGUGAUAGUCUGGAUCUGGAGAAGAAACCUGCAACCAUUGAGACCGAGACCUCUUCUUCCGUCUCGGAGAAGGAAUUCGAAGAUACCGAAAAGCAGCUAGUGAUAGUCGAGACUGAGCUCACAAAGCAUGAAGCGCCUGACGCGCUGCCUCUGAAGCGCGGUCUGCAUGGCCAGCGAUGGCUUCGGCAUCGAGCUUUCAUUCUGUACCGCCGCUUUUUCUCCGUCGUGGUCCUGGCCAACCUUUGUGUUGCUGGGCUCAUUCUUUACCGAAGGAUCGAGCAAGGCCAGCGUGUUCUUGCGGAUCUUGCUACAGCGGCCGCCGCCAACCUGUGUAUGGCGGUGAUGAUGCGCUCGGAACCGGUUGUCAAUCUGCUGUUUACAGUCUUCUGCUCAGUUCCGACAUCUUUCCCACUCGCCAUACGCCGGCACUGCGCUCGCAUCUUUCACAUUGGGGGAAUCCACAGCGGAUGUGCAAUCGCUGCGACCCUUUUCUUCAGCAUCUUCACCAUAACAGCUACUUGGGAGACGAUACAUGCGGCAGAGGCACAGCGAGGUGUGUCUACAGCAGCUAUUGUGCUGUCGUACUUGAUCGUGAGCUUGUUAGCAGCAAUUGGGUCGAUGUCACAUCCUGCAAUACGCGCCAAGUACCACGAUGUCUGGGAAAUGAGCCAUCGAUUCGGCGGCUGGACGGCACUCCUUCUGCUCUGGAUCCAGACCUUCCUUACGACAAGGGACCUCAAUUCCGGUCUUGCUCUCUCAACAGCCUACCUCAACUCACCUCCUAUCUGGCUUCUCAGCAUCGCCACGGCAGCCAUCAUAUUCCCUUGGCUGCACCUCCGCAAGGUGCCCGUCCGCUGUGAAGUACUCUCCACGCAUGCAGCCCGACUGCACUUCGAAUACACGACGCCGACCGUCGGUACAGCCGUACGCCUCGCUGAGCGACCUCUGGUGGACUGGCACGGCUUCGCAACUAUUACCAACCCCAAGACGCCCCAACAACCCAACGCCACAGGCUUCUCUCUGAUCGUCAGCCGCGCAGGCGACUUCACAGGGCGCACAAUCGAACGAGCACCGACGCACGUUUGGGUCCGUGGGAUUCCCACAUGCGGCGUUUUACGCAUCGCGACACUCUUCAGGUCUGUCGUUCUCGUCGCCACCGGCUCGGGCAUCGGCCCUUGUCUCGCGGUGAUCCUGGCCAAGAAGGUUCCCGCUCGUAUCUUGUGGACGGCACCGAACCCGGAGCAUACGUUUGGGAAGGAGAUUGUCGACAGUGUGCUUGACACUGAUCCUAAUGCGGUCAUCCACAAUACUCGGACGAUGGGGAAACCGGACAUGAGCCUCAUGGCGUACCAGAUGUGGAAAGAGAGCGGAGCGGAGGCGGUGUGUAUCAUCAGUAACAAGAAGUUCACGACAAAGGUGGUGUAUGAUCUGGAGGCUAGGGGUAUUCCGGCCUAUGGGGCGAUCUUCGAUUCGUAG
This is a messenger RNA of Ascochyta rabiei, 1953 nucleotides long. RefSeq lists its product as uncharacterized. The transcript has a single exon. Bases 1 to 1953 code for a protein of 650 amino acids. The record is from RefSeq and is a predicted model, not a curated record. NCBI's taxonomy places the organism in Eukaryota, Fungi, Ascomycota, Dothideomycetes, Pleosporales, Didymellaceae.